This is a messenger RNA of Alternaria rosae, 910 nucleotides long. RefSeq lists its product as uncharacterized. Lineage: Eukaryota; Fungi; Ascomycota; Dothideomycetes; Pleosporales; Pleosporaceae. The coding region runs from base 186 to 668 and encodes 160 amino acids. The transcript has a single exon. The record is from RefSeq and is a predicted model, not a curated record.
GGCAUUCGCUAGUCGCUCUUUCUGUCGCAACCCACGCACCUUCUACAAGAACAAGCUUAGCUCACAGGCAUUGACUAGGGUCACAUGGAAAGUAUACACUUCCUCGACAUCUCAAAGACACACACUCAAUUAUUCCGACACCAAGUCAUCCCCAACUACCUUUCAGACUCACGCCUGCCCUCAAUAUGGGGCUUUCACACAACACUGGGCUUUGCCAAGAAAAGAAACAGCAAUCUAUCCUCCCAGAUGAGAAAAUGCAUUCCAUCAUCGCUGUUGCUCCGGCCCAACUGGACGGUGGAGCGGACUACUAUUCGCGAGCAGUCAACGACGGAACAAUUCACUCUCAGCAACGUUACUAUCCCCAAGUCCCCCACCAGUCUCAGAAAGCGCCUUCCGUCCCCCCACCGCCGCCUCGCCAACCAUCCCGCACCAUUGGAAACGCAGUCAAUGACCUGCUUCCUUACUGCACAACCGAGCCGCCUCUGAGCCAAGCUCAAGUCAUCGCUCUGAGCGACGUUGUGGGUAGUCUGAGGGAACUCGUGGUUCUGGCUCUAGGUACGGCUUCUGGUGCGGCGGGCUAUAUGGAGAAAUUGGAAGGGGCAGUGGGUUCGCGGGCCGCAGUGAACAUUGUAGAGUUCUUUGCCGACGAAUGGGAGAUCGAGGGUUGAGAAGAUUCGUAGAUGUGGGGUCAGAAGUGAGGGGAUGGUUCCUAUCGCAUGGUGGCUGUGGGAGAUGAAAAGUGCUCAUGUGGAUGCAACUAUAAGCAGAACAGGCAAUGAUGAGGAAGAUGGGAGGUUUUGAUGGGAAAUUGUAUCAUUCGCUACCAGGAAAGAAAACUGUGCUCGCUACCAAACCAUCCACCUCACCUGCGAAGUAUAAAACGUUCGCUCCCUCCUGCCUCCUCAAUUUU